Messenger RNA from Saccostrea echinata, 767 nucleotides. RefSeq lists its product as uncharacterized. The record is from RefSeq and is a predicted model, not a curated record. Bases 16 to 753 code for a protein of 245 amino acids. NCBI's taxonomy places the organism in Eukaryota, Metazoa, Mollusca, Bivalvia, Ostreida, Ostreidae. The transcript is spliced from 5 exons.
UUUCUUUUAGCUUUAAUGCUUCACUUUAUAUAUGGCCAGGUUCCAAUUCCGAACCGGAAGCUUGGAUACAUUUAUGGAGAUGUGAAAGGUCUGACUAGAAUUAAUGUGGAUGCUUUUAUGGGACCUGUCUGUCCUGAGAGUAAAAUGGCAUUCCCUACUCUUUUACAACUGGCAAAUCACUAUGGACCAAAUGUUCUUACUCUCAGAAUGCAUAUGUUCCCGCUUCCGUACCACAGAAACUCGUUUCUUGUUGCUAUGGGUGCCCAGAUUAUUAACCAGCUAUCUGACUCACAACAAGGUGUUUUCAACUGGACGGGCAAUAUAUAUAAUAAAAUAGACAGCUUAUCUAACAACGCCACCAAAGCAAUGUCCGAAACCAUGGUGAUCAGUAUGCUUAGUGAUAUAGCAGUGGAGCUAGGGGUACAGAAAUCGACCUUUAUCCAAAAGAUGGCAGACCCUAUGGUCGAUGAGGACACACGAGUGGAAUGGAAAUACACAUGCACUCGUGGGAUAUCCGGAACCCCCAUGUUUACGGUAAAUGAUGUAAUAGUGCAAGCUGAUGCAUCAUGGAGUCUAGAAGAGUGGAAGAAAGUUAUAGAUCCGCUCCUAAAGAACGGGUCCACCUCUUCUAACCACUCCGUAUAUUUCACUGGUUGCAAGAUUGGAACCACUAAGUGCGAGUAUCUGCCAGGAAAGGUCGAGUGCUGUACCAAAGGAGAGGCGUGUAUACCAAAUGUUGGCUGUCGUUGUUAAGGCGUGAUAAAAUA